UGGAGCUUGAACGCAGUAUUAACAGUGACGCUAACCCAAGAAGGAGCGGCGGAAAGUGCGUUAAAGGCGGCUUUAUGAACUCACACAGCCAGUGAGUCCGGCUCGUCCCGUUCCCCGUUGUCAGAGGCUUCUGUCGGGCUGACGGCUUUAUUUUUAGCCGCUGCGCUUACCGGAAGUCACGCUACGGGAUAGGACUGAGAUCUGACGGUAAAUGACGGCUUUCCCGCCCACGGCGAGACCGGCACUAGCACGGCUCUGUCUCACCUCUGAGUUGGGCUCAAAUGAAGCCGCUUCACCGCAUCUCCGACUCUUCCCGAGCUUUUAGGAAUCGCAGCUGCCCGCUUCGUGUCGCGGAGUCUGAGGUUUGACCCAACGCGGCUUCCGGAGCUGUGCCUGGAACGGUCACGUGAUCAAAACAUUGUUUUUACCGCGAACGUGAGCCGCCCGGUGAAGUAGGAGCGCGUCGCGGCCCAACGGAGAGAUUAGCCGGGAUUCUGCUCGGUUUGCUCGUUUUUGAGGUGCCGCGAUGUUCUGCGAAAAAGCCAUCGAGCUGAUCAGAGAGCUGCACCGCAUGAGCGACGGACAGCUGCCCGCGUUUAACGAGGAUGGACUGCGACAGGUGCUGCAGGAGAUGGAGGCGCUUUACGAGCAGAACCAGAGUGACGACAUGAAGCCUCCAAAGAGCCUCUACAUCGAGGUGAGGUGUCUGAAGGACCACGGCGAGUUCGAGAUUGACGACGGCACGGUGAUCCUGCUGAAGAAGAACAGCCAGCACUUCCUGCCGCGGUGGAAAUGUGAGCAGCUGAUUCGUCAGGGCGUCCUGGAGCAUGUGGUGUCCUGACGAUGCAGAUGUUUCAGCAGCUGGAAAACACCUGCACUCACCUUUAUUCUGGGCUCUUCUUCUGAUGUGAUAAUAAAUUGUUUUUUCAA
Messenger RNA from Neolamprologus brichardi, 930 nucleotides. The record is from RefSeq and is a predicted model, not a curated record. NCBI's taxonomy places the organism in Eukaryota, Metazoa, Chordata, Actinopteri, Cichliformes, Cichlidae.